AUGAAGAGGGAGCUACUUCAAAAGACUGCAACAAUGAAGGGGGAGAAUCAACCUUCAACACAGACAUGCCCGGCAUUGCGCCGCCUCCGACCUUCAACUCGCCACGCCCCGCCAUCCCCGCCCCCUCCGACCCUAACACCCCCUUCAUGUCCUUCGACGUCGGCGUCUCGUCCCCCCUUCUCUGCUCCCGUCUUGGCGGCAUCUGCCGCGGGCGGUGGAUCCAUCUCGGCCUCCGGCUAUUUCGAAGACGAACCGCCCCUCUUCGAGGAGCUGGGCAUCAACACCCGCCAAAUCUGGCGCAAGACCGUCUCGAUCCUGAAUCCUAUCCGUUUGAAGCCCGAGCUCCACGAGAAUACCGAUCUCUCAGGCCAGUUCGUCUUCCUCAUGGCGUUCGACCUGUUCCAGCUUCUCGCGGGAAAUUCCACUUUGGGGUGGGUAACCGUCGCCGCGGCCUUCCUCUACGUGGUCUUCAAUAUGCUCGAGGGGAGGAACGGAGGAUCUCUACCGUUGUUUGAGCUUGGUUGGAUACGGCAUGUUGCCGAUGGUGAUCCUCUCGGCGUUGUCUCUCUUUGUGACCCAUGA
Messenger RNA from Zingiber officinale, 582 nucleotides. Its product is annotated as protein YIPF5-like. Lineage: Eukaryota; Viridiplantae; Streptophyta; Magnoliopsida; Zingiberales; Zingiberaceae. The record is from RefSeq and is a predicted model, not a curated record. The transcript is spliced from 2 exons. Bases 1 to 582 code for a protein of 193 amino acids. Gene Ontology annotation, cellular component: trans-Golgi network. Gene Ontology annotation, biological process: vesicle fusion with Golgi apparatus; endoplasmic reticulum to Golgi vesicle-mediated transport.